Molecule: messenger RNA, 1115 nt
Organism: Drosophila montana
Lineage: Eukaryota; Metazoa; Arthropoda; Insecta; Diptera; Drosophilidae
Gene: Zfrp8
Product: Zinc finger protein RP-8
Exons: 3
Coding region: 46-1110 (354 amino acids)
Cellular component (GO): cytoplasm; nucleus
Source: RefSeq, a predicted model, not a curated record
AGGGCUGGUUCAACAACACGCGCUCUAACAAAACGUAAACACGCGAUGGAUGUGGAUUUGGGUUUUGCAGAGCAGCCAAAUAAUGCGGCAUGGCUGAGUAAUCGCUACUUUCCCAGCAAAUUGGGCGGACAGCCGGCAUGGCUUGAAUUGGAAUCGCUGCCAAGCACAGCUCAGCUGCAGUGUAAGCAGUGUCAAGCACAAAAAGCAUUUCUCUGUCAACUGUAUGCCGCCUAUGAGGACGAGUUCAAUUUCCAUCGCAGCAUUUAUGUGUUUGUGUGCCGGAAUGGCGACUGCCAGCAGGUCAACAAGGCGGAAAACUUCACCGUGCUGCGUUCGCAGCUGCCGCUGAAAAACAAGUUCUACUCGGAACAGGAGCCCUCGGAGCAUGGAGAGCCUCUGCCUGCCAUAGCUAGUUUGAAGAAACUGUGCGCCGCCUGUGGCUGCUUUGCGCCUCAUGCCUGCAGCCGCUGCAAGGACAUCAACUAUUGCUGUGCCGCACACCAACGUGCACAUUGGCAGCAGCACAAGCCCCACUGUAGCGGCGGAAGCCUUCCAGAAGCUGCCAAUCAGCCCCUGCCAUCAAUUGAGUUUCCUCUGUACGAAAUAGUCAUGGAGAGGGAACCAAUAAGCGAGGUGUCUGCAGCAGUUGUAAAGGACGAGCAGGCAUGUCUAGCAGAGUAUGAGCAGCUGUCCGCCAGCGGCAAAACGGGCGAGCUAAGCGAUCUUCCCGAAAAGGAGCUGGACAAAUACUUUGGCAGUGCUUCGGCAGCCGAGGACAAAGCGUUUCAAAAAUUCAAGCAGCAAAUUGCAGCUGAACCCGAGCAAAUUGUGCGCUACAAACGCCAAGGUGAGCCCCUGUGGAUAGCAAAUGUGGCGGAUACGAUUGAAGAUCAGCUGCAAGCGCUGCCCAACUGUGCCCAGUGCGGCGGUCCACGUCAGUUUGAGUUCCAGAUAAUGCCACAAAUGCUGGUGCUGCUCAAGGAUGAAACACUAGACUGGGGCGUGCUGGCGGUGUACACGUGUUCGCGAAGUUGUCCAAUAAGCGGUUACGUGGAGGAGUAUUUGAUCAAGCAGGACAUUGUGGGAUCAGCUGCUGCAGAAUUGUCUUAAGCACA